CUGCCACCAACCGGACAUUCCUCCACCCCUGCCCCCUUUUCUUUUGGCCGAUUCUUGCUAUAAAAACCGAUGCCGACCAAACCUUCCAUCUGAAUUUGCUCUGAUUCCUUCGAACAACUAUUUCAGUGACCACCACCAGUGAAACUGUGUCUGACUUCUUAUUUACAGCAACUGAAUUGAAUUUGAUUGAAAUUAUGUUGGCAUACAUUUAUAUUUCCAUUCUGCUUCAUGUGUCCACACUUAUGCAACCGACAAUAAUGGCAGCAACAAUUCCAGUAGACGAAACUGCACGCGGUGAACUUGAAUCAAAUAUGGUACCAGAUGUUCCCUUGCCGUCGAACCUUACCUAUGCCUCGGGGCAAUCUCAGGUGUGUAACAGCAGUCUGUUAUCAAGCAAUGCGGACGAAGCGAUGAGAGAGAAAUCUUGCAGCAUCAACACAUCCAAUGAGGAGGUCAACAAAUUGGCGCUGUGCCCCUGGAGGUACGUGAUCAACAGGGACGUGAACCGUGUUCCGCAAGACAUCAAAGUGGCCAAGUGUUUGUGUGGCAAGUGUGCCGAAAUGAGCAAUUUCCUGAAGGAGUGCCGGACCAUUUACAAAGACAUGAAGAUUUUUCGCCUCAACACUGCGACCGGUUCGUACCAGCCAGAACUGGAAAUGGUGCCAAUCGCAUGCGGAUGUGGAAUCUAUUCCAAACAAGUGUAAAUUUUCGAAAUGUUUGGUAAAAGGAAAGAAAAAAGAAGAAAAGAAACAGAAAAAGAAAGAAAGAAAGAAGGAAAGAAAGAAAAAGAAAGAAAGAAUAAACUGUAUUGUAAUUUAUCAGAACUUUUCACAUCUCGGACAAAAUUCUUAGCGGCAUUUCAUUUGUCUUUGCAUUCUCAGCUCACAUCCAUUGAGGUUGACUUUCCACUCAGCUUUUAGAGAUUGAUAAAAUAAGAACCAGCCAAGUACUGCGCUUGAUGUAAUUGCUUUCCCCUUCUCCUUAAAAAAUUCUGGCCCUUGACCAAAAUUUAAAACCAUUAUCAUAAAGACAGAAAAUUAAUUUCAGCCUUCAUCUGAAGCAGGUUCACAUGUUGGAAUAUGUUUUGGUAUUGAGUGAAGUUACCUUCUUCAGUCAGAGCCACACAUAAGGGCCGGUUUCCUGGUUUCAUGGUGUAUAUCUUCCCCCACCUGGAUAGGACGCUAGUCCAUCACACAGUUUACUCCAUUUUUCCUGCUGAGUAGACUGGACCAAUGAGAAAUGAAGUGUUUUGCUCAAGAACACAAUCCAUCGCCCGGUCCAGGAAUUGAAACUACAAUCUUAUGAUCACCUUAACCACUAAGCCAUGCACCUCCAUAUUCUUUGCUUUCGACCCCCCCCCCCUGCACCAAGAGACUUGUUGGUAGUUUCAAAUGGUUUAAAAUAGAAUCACAAAGUUGUUGGUGCAGAGGGGGUGGCAUGGAAGCUUCUCUCUGCUCACCAGAUAGAUGUGUGUAUAUCAGUAUCUGUCUGUCUCUCUA
Messenger RNA from Octopus sinensis (East Asian common octopus), 1499 nucleotides. RefSeq lists its product as uncharacterized. Lineage: Eukaryota; Metazoa; Mollusca; Cephalopoda; Octopoda; Octopodidae. The coding region runs from base 195 to 704 and encodes 169 amino acids. Gene Ontology annotation, molecular function: cytokine activity. Gene Ontology annotation, cellular component: extracellular region. The record is from RefSeq and is a predicted model, not a curated record. The transcript has 2 exons.